This is a messenger RNA of Coccidioides immitis RS, 594 nucleotides long. RefSeq names its product transthyretin domain-containing protein. The record is from RefSeq and is a predicted model, not a curated record. Gene Ontology annotation, biological process: purine nucleobase metabolic process. Bases 1 to 594 code for a protein of 197 amino acids. The transcript has a single exon. NCBI's taxonomy places the organism in Eukaryota, Fungi, Ascomycota, Eurotiomycetes, Onygenales, Onygenaceae.
AUGACUACUGCCAGCAAGCCACUUCGAACACCCAUCUUGAAAUUCCUACACAACCACAACCCCACACCGGCAUCGCCAACGAUGGAACGUCGCCACCCCAUAACCUGCCAUGUCCUCAACACCCACAGCGGGACGCCGGCAGCGGGGCUAUCCUGCUCACUCAACCUGAUCAGCGUCGACAGCCCGGCCCGCCAGGCCAGCUCGCUGCUGGUCUCGGAGCACGGCCCGCUGAGCUUCCACGGCGUGACGGAUUCCGACGGACGCGUGACGGCGUGGCAGCCCGCGCACCCUUCCUCGCUGUCGUUGCCGGACGUCAUCGCGUCGUUUCCCGGUCGAGCAGCAACAGCAGCAGGAGGAGGAGGAGGAGGAGGAGGAGGAGGGGGAGGCGCGGGGGCCUCCGCUGCACGGUCUGUCUGGAGCAUCCGGCUGAUGAACGUGGCCGGGUGGUACAAGGAGCGCGGGGUGGAUUCGUUCUGGCCGGAGGUGGAGGUGAGGUUCGUGGUGGAGGGGAAGGAGGGAGAGGAAGGCUGGAGGCACUAUCAUGUUCCGGUGCUGCUUGGGCCGUGGAGCUACUCGACAUAUCGCGGAUCUUAA